UGACAGCCCUCCCGGGCCGCAACUAUCAUGAUUCUGUAAGCCUGGCAGACGGCAGGACGUUAUCACCCGAGAUGUCGUUGCUACAAAGCUCCAAGAAAAAGGACAAGCGUAUAUUGUCUGGUACUUGCCCAGACCCUAAAUGCCAGGCGAGGCUCUUCUUCCCUGCCUAUGGCUCCAUCAGCAUUGAGUGUACAGAGUGUGGUCAGCGGCAUGAACAGAAAAACCUGUUAAACGUCGAAGAGGUAACUGAUCCAGAUGUUGUGCUUCAUAAUCUUCUAAGAAAUGCCCUGCUUGGUGUUACCGGGGCCCCCAAAAAAGGAACAGAGUUGGUGAAAGUAAUGGGGCUGUCCAAUUACCACUGCAAGCUUCUUUCUCCGGUUCUCACCAGGUAUGGUAUGGAUAAACAGACAGGCAAAGCCAAGCUGCUGAGAGAGAUGAACCAAGGUGAGAUGUUUGACUGCUAUCUUUUGGGAGACAGGGCCUUUCUAAUUGAACCGGACCAUGUGUCCACAGUUGGUUAUGGUAAGGACAGAUCUGGUAGCCUGAUCUACCUCCAUGAUACUUUGGAGGAGAUCAAAAAAGCCAACAACAACAGAGAAUGUCUUAUCCCCGUUCAUGUGGAUGGAGAUGGACACUGCCUGGUCCAUGCUGUGUCCAGGGCCUUAGUAGGAAGGGAAUUAUUUUGGCACGCCCUCCGAGAAAAUUUAAAACAAAACUUCAAACUAAACCUGGAUCGCUACAAGGCUCUGUUCCAGGACUUUAUUGACGCUGCUGAGUGGGAGGACAUCAUCAAUGAGUGUGACCCCCUAUUCACCCCGCCAGAAGGCGUUCCACUUGGACUGAGAAACAUCCACAUCUUUGGCCUGGCCAAUGUCCUCCACCGGCCCAUCGUUCUGUUAGACUCCCUCAGUGGGAUGCGGAGCUCAGGGGACUACUCGGCCACCUUCCUCCCGGGGCUAGUGCCAGAGGAAAAGUGCAAGGGGAAAGAUGGGAAGCUCAACAAGCCCAUCUGCAUCGCCUGGAGCAGCUCUGGACGUAACCACUAUAUCCCACUGGUGGGAGUCAAGAACACACUGCUCCCCAAGCUGCCGGCCAGGCUCCUCCCCAAGGCCUGGGGAGUGCCCCAGGAGCUGAUCAGGAAGUAUAUCAAGCUUGAGCCAGACGGGAGCUGUGUGAUUGGGGGUGACCGUAGCCUGCAGGACAAAUACGUCAUGAGGCUGGUCAACGCUAUGGAGGAGGUCUUCAUGGAGAAACAUGGCAUCCACCCCUCCCUGGUGGCCGAUGUGCACCAGUAUGUCUACAGACGGACCGGGGUCAUUGGGGUUCAGCCUGAGGAGGUGACCGAGGCGGCCAAAAAGUCUGUCAUGGAGAACCGGCUGCACCGCUGUUUGAUCUGUGGUGCGCUCUCUGAGCUCCAUGUGCCAAGUGAAUGGCUGGCACCGGGCGGCAAGCUCUACAACUUGGCCAAGUCCACCCAUGGACAACUUCGACCUGACAAGAACUACAGCUUCCCACUCAACAAUGUGGUUUGUUCUUACGACCCUCAGAGAGAUGUCCUCAUCCCUGACUACAAACUCAGCUCCCUUAACACCUGCAACUGGUGCCAUGGGACCUCUGUCCGCCACGUUCACGGCAACGGCUCGGUGGUGUACCUGGAUGGGGACAGAACCAACACCCGCUCCCAGGGCGGGAAGUGUGGAUGUGGCUUCAAACACUUCUGGGAUGGGAAAGAGUAUGACAACCUCCCUGAGGCCUUCCCUAUCACCCUGGAGUGGGGCGGGCGUGUAGUGCGGGAAACUGUGUACUGGUUCCAGUAUGAGACUGACGUUAACUUAAACAGCAAUGUUUAUGAUGUGGCCAUGAAGCUGGUCACUAAGCACUUCCCAGGGGAGUUUGGCAGUGAGAUUCUGGUCCAGAAAGUUGUCAACACUAUUUUGCGUCACACAGCAAAGAAGAACCCAGAUGAAUACAACCCUGUGUCAGUGGAUGGAGCUCACGCCCAUAGGCUCACUGAUGCCAUGGAGAAUCAACAGGCCCUGGAGCCACAGCUGCCCACCAAGAUUAUCCUGACUGGUCAGAAAGCCAAAAGCCUUCACAAAGAGGAGCUGACCAUGAGCAGAGCUGAACGCACCCUCCAGCAGAGCAUCAGUGAGCAGGCCUUGGUUUCUCAGAAGCGAAGGACUGACAGACUGAAGCAGGAGAAGAAGGGUCAGGGUCGCCCAUCUUCCCCUGGUGGAUCUUUGGAGACAUUCUCCUCGUCUGCUCCGGCCACACCUACCAAAACUCCCGCCCCCUCGUCCAAUAAGGAGAAGAAGAUCCGUGUCACCACUAGUGAUGGUCGGCAGGCCAUGCUCAACCUGCAGGCUCACACUACCUUCUCAGAGCUCCAGAGAAGCAUCACCACACAGUUUGCCAUUCCAGCAACACAGCAGUGCAUACGCUAUGGCUUCCCCCCCAAAGAGCUCCUCCCUGCCAAGGAUGGUGAGGAGAAUGAGCCUGUGGCCCUACAGCAUGGGGACAGGAUAACUGUGGAAAUAUUGAGGGGCCCUGAAGAAAAGACCCCGGCCCCCAUCCCCCGAGCAUCCAGCUCCCAUUCAUCCCUCCACACUAUGAAGAGUGACGACGCCCUGACCUCCAGUAGGAUGAGCAACAGGGAACUCCAGGAUAGCAUUGACCUUGAGAUGUCCUCCCUCUGUCUCUUAGCAGCAUUGAUGGGUGAAGAUGUCUGGUCCUACGCAAAGAAACUGCCUCACCUGUUCCAGCAGGGCGGCGUCUUCUACAACAUUGUGAAGAAAGACAUGGGGCUGAUGGAUGGAAAGCACUGCACCCUCCCUCACCUUAUGGGGAAAACAUUUGUGUUCAACGCCGCUGAGCAGCGCCUGGAGCUGUGUGUCGACGCAGCAGGACACUUCCCAGUUGGCCCUGAUGUGGAGGAGCUGGUGAGGGAGGCGCUGAUGCAGCUGCGUGCAGAGGCGGCCAGCAGGGGGAGUCGCGAGGGGAGCCUCUCCCCUGGUGGGCUCCGGCUGGGGAGCGGGGGUGUAGUCCGGAAAAAGGAGCAGCUCCAGAGUGUAACCGCCUUCCAAGGCAAAGGUCACUCCCUUGGCAGUGCAGGAGGCUCUUCUCCUCCUGAACACCGGCCAAUCACGCGGCAGCACAGCAGUGGGGUUGACCUGAGCGCCAGCGUGUCCCUCGUUCCCCCUGACCUGUCAGAUGUCCCUGAAGAUGCAGGAAGGGAGCUGGUGCGCAUGGCGCCAGGCUUCAUCACCACCAAGGACGGGCAGCACCUAGAUCCUGGCGUGACAGAGCGUCAGAGGAGGAAGCUGCAGGAGAUGGUUUCCUCCAUCCAGGCCUCCAUGGAGCGCCACCUUAGGGAGCAGCAGGGCACAGCGGGGAGCAGGGUGUCCGGGGAGCGGACAGGCGGGGUUAAGAUGGACGGAGCCCAGUCCUCCUCUACCAUUGACCGCCAAGAGCCUUCAUCUAUGGACGAAUCCGCCCCAGGUGUGCCCCCCUUCACCGCAGGGAGCAGAGAGGAGGGCAAGAGGAGCUCUGAGGAGCCAGAGGAGAUGGAGAGUCAGGAGGCAGGGCAAAGUGGCUCCACGGAGCCCAUGGACUACUCUUGAUCCUUGCUGCAGGUUCUCUUCAAACCAUUUGGUCUUCAUGGCGUCUUUGGUGUCUUGACUGCAUGACGGGGGGGGGUAUCUCACUCUUGACUCUAUACUGAACCACUCCACUGAGGGUGAGUCUGUGUGGUAGAAGUUCUGCUCUCAGUUUGAAAGUGGAAACAGGAAGGAGGUUCCUGUACCCCCCGUAACAUUCUGCAAACCUGCUUUGACAAAGUGCACAAGCCUUGUAAUCAAAUGCUCCUUCAUCACAUGUUCUGCUUCAGCAACAUACUGGCUGAUGACUGCAGGGAGAGAGCUGCUCGGGUUGUUUGACUGCUUGACCUUUGACCUUGAAAGAAGAAAUCACCUGAUGAGUGUUACUACUCAGAGUAGUCUUCUAAUAUCCCUUACUUUGUUAUAGUUUGGUUUGAAAAAUGAGAAUAUUGACAAAAUUGCGCACGAUCUGUGUACUGCUGCUGAACACGUGUAGGCAAGGAGACGAGUGGUUUUUAUUUCUGGGAGAAGAUCCAUUAAAGCUUUGAAGUUUGAAGUGUGCUUCAUAUGUCAUGAAUAGGCUCCUAGAACAGCUAUCACGUGGCCAAAGAAGAAAUGAGUGAAAUUAUUCUAAUUACAUGUUAUUAAUAUGAUGAUAUGAAGUAAAUCUGACAGACAGGCCUCCUCUCAGAGCAGUUCCUCUUAAUGACCUCUAGUCUAACCACCUGCCAUGUCGCUCAGUCUACAGACACGUGGUCGCCACAAAAAACAUCCAGGUUUGGGUUUGUGUAAUUUUCUGGUUGUUUGGUGAAGAAAAUCUGAAUUUGACAUCCCGAAGGCCAAACCCAGUGGUGUGAAGUGCUGUGCAGUCAUGACACAUAAGCUCUCGCUGCCUGUAAAAGUAGAGUUUGAUGAGUUUAACGAAUGGAUUCAACGACUAUAGAAAAGUACGGCCCCGCCCGAGUCAGUGUACACAUCUGUAUGUUGGGGCUGUCCACGGUGGAAAGGGAGGGUGUUAAACGCCGCUGUUGUCAGUGCUCCAAACUUCAAAUUCAUUCAUCUUUAGUUACUUCCUCUAGGAGGUGUGCCUGGCUUCAGGAUGGGGUCUGGAAAAACCAGCAGUGGUUCUUUCCAGACUAGUCUCUUAAUGUGAAUCACUUUUUUUUUCUUUUAAAACUCAGUUUUGUUUCUUUGUCCAUGAAACAAAGUCUAAGACUUGGCACUUUGCGACAAGCGGACUGUUAACAGAUCAGAACCGGAUCAGCUGGCCCUUCAUCCAGUCGUCUUCGUCGUCACUUGGUCUGUCAGAGGAGAAGAAGAACAAAUUGAAAGGAGAAAUGCAACCACACAGCACUGAUCAUUGUGACUGCUCAUCUAAUGUCGUCUGUUGUAAUCCAGGUGUACAAUAAUAGUAUAUAUUGUAGGAUAUUCUGACCUUUGACCUGUACAGACGCACUCUUUGUUCAGUUCUGUCAUGUUUGUUUUGUUUGGGUUUAGUUUGCUAAUAAAACAUGAAUGAUCCCACGGCUUCAACAUUGCUGUUUGCAUGUGUGAUGAGUUUUCAGACCAACAAUAAAUCAGCUU
This is a messenger RNA of Lampris incognitus (smalleye Pacific opah), 5180 nucleotides long. It is a transcript of the gene vcpip1, whose product is annotated as valosin containing protein (p97)/p47 complex interacting protein 1. The record is from RefSeq and is a predicted model, not a curated record. The transcript has 3 exons. Gene Ontology annotation, molecular function: cysteine-type deubiquitinase activity. Gene Ontology annotation, biological process: protein K48-linked deubiquitination; protein ubiquitination; Golgi reassembly. Lineage: Eukaryota; Metazoa; Chordata; Actinopteri; Lampriformes; Lampridae. Bases 72 to 3620 code for a protein of 1182 amino acids.